GCGCGGGGCAUACGAAUGUGAUUGACACGCACGAGCGUUCGUGCGCUAAAUCGUUAGCAGACGAUAUUUUUCAACCACCUAACUACCUGUACAACGUAUGUACGUGUACACGUUCGUACGGCACACGUACAAAUAGUGCAUGCAUGAAGUGUGCUCCUAAUUCCCCGCGUAGCUGACGCAAAACCUACCGGAAAAUUUGCUACGAUUUCUCCUGCUGACAGUGUCCGUCCAUUUUUAUCUGCCCAGUGUGUUCUUCGGUCAUUUCGUGAUCAUCUUUUUGUACAAUUUUGCUGCGGACCUUGAUCCAUGACCGAGAGAGUGCGAGUGGAAAUCAGCGGUGCCUUUGCUUGGAGAAGUCGGGCACAUUGUCUGUGUCUUUCAUGGUCACAAGUGCCUUUACCCAUCACCACCGUUGCCACACCCAUCACCACCGCUGCCACACCCACCACCAAUACCACAACAGCCGACCCCAUCGCCAACUAUGAGUGGCUCCGGGAAAAGCCUGAGUGCCUCCUUAUCCCUGGAAGACCUGGACCUGGACACCAGCCAGUUCCGCAAGUCUCGCAGCCCCCACGCCUCCACCAGCUCCUACCAGUCCAGCCCUGGGACCAGUUCCUAUCAUCGUCAUGCCUCGGUCUCCCGAGUACCCAUGUCUAACCCUACCACCACCACCACCAACCGUGCCAUGUACACGGACGGACUCCAGCCCACCAAUAACACCAUCCCAAGGACUAAGAAGUCGGCCCGCUCGGCCGCGUCCGAAGACAGCCCCGGUGCUCGGGAUAGGGGCACGCUCAGGAAGACUGUGUCCUCUCCUAUUGGGCCUUACCACGGCAAUGACGUCGUCGGGGCGAGGUUGGCAAACUCCUGUGGUCUGGAGCUCCAGAAGUACUCUCAUCUUGUGACCGACAUUGAGGAUAAUUCAGGUAAGGUUAGAAAAAUAGGGGACUUUUCCUCUU
Messenger RNA from Patiria miniata (bat star), 959 nucleotides. RefSeq lists its product as uncharacterized. Lineage: Eukaryota; Metazoa; Echinodermata; Asteroidea; Valvatida; Asterinidae. The transcript has 2 exons. The coding region runs from base 307 to 657 and encodes 116 amino acids. The record is from RefSeq and is a predicted model, not a curated record.